CUCUCUCACGUUGUUGUCUCUUCUCCUUCCGUUGCCUCCGCUUCGCCUUUUCCUGUUCCGUCCAAAUAAAACGCUCGAGCUACCAAACCCUAGGUAGGGCUCCUUUCGAUCCGAUUCAAGUCGAUCUCAGUUGGGUGCGAGAUUGGACUGGAGGGGGAUGACGAUACCUAGUGCCGAGGGAUUCCUCCCGGCGGCGAGCUGCCUGCCGUGCACGGCGGAGGAGGAAAGGGCGGCCGUCGACGCACUCACGCGGGAGGCCGACGCGAAUGUCAAAGACGGCGAUCUCCGCUAUCUCAUCUCACAAAGCUGGUGGACCAACUGGCAAUCUUAUGUGGGCUUACUCAGUUAUGGGGAGAAUGACACUGACAUUCCUCUUCAACCUGCAAGUAGACCUGGAGAGAUUGAUAACAGAAAGCUUGUUUUGGAGGAAACUAGCAGUGGCAGUGAAGAUACAGAGCUCCAAAGAACCUUAAGAGAAGGGGAGGACUACACUUUGGUGCCACAAGAUGUCUGGAGAAAACUAUAUGACUGGUAUAAAGGUGGACCAGAGAUAUCUAGGAAAGUGAUAUGUGAGGAUCCAACUUCCAGGAGAUACAUAGUCGAUGUCUAUCCCCUUCAUUUGACACUAAUUGAUGAAAGAGACAACUCUGCACGGACCAUCAAACUAAGUAGGAAGGCCAAAGUUAGUGAGCUUUAUAGAUUGGUUUGCUCACUUUUGUCUGUGGAGCAGUCCAAGGUUCACAUCUGGGAUCAUUACCAAAAGUUGAAGAACAAAAAGUUGACCAAUCGCAAUGAGACACUUGAGGAAGCUCAACUUCUGAUGGAUCAAGAGAUUCUCUUGGAGGUUAGUGCAGAUGAUAUCUGGUCUUCCGAUCAUCGUACAAGAUCUACCAGCAAUGAAUUAGCAUUACUUCCACUGGAACCCACCACGUCAUCAUUCUCAAUUGCUGGAGGCCCUAACUUUUCAAAUGGCUAUUCAUCUGGAAUUGGUUCCAGUCUUUCACAAGAUAAUAGCCUUAAUCCUUUAGUAAGGGACACAGAAGAUGGGUAUAGUAUUUUCAGCAAUGGAACGAAAGAUGACAUCCAUGGAUUGACUGGGUUACAUAACCUGGGUAAUACAUGCUUCAUGAAUAGCGCCAUACAGUCCUUGGUCCAUACGCCUCCACUGGUGGAGUAUUUUUUGAAGGAGUACACUCAGGAGAUAAACACGGAAAAUCCGCUUGGGCUGCAGGGUGAACUUGCAGUAGCAUUUGCUGAACUACUGAGAAAACUUUGGACCGCUGGUCGCACUUCUGUACCUCCACGUGCAUUUAAGUCAAAACUUUCUCGUUUUGCUCCUCAGUUUAGUGGAUAUAAUCAGCAUGAUUCUCAGGAGUUGCUUGCAUUUCUGUUGGAUGGUCUGCAUGAAGAUCUCAAUCGCGUGAAGAAGAAACCAUAUAUUGAAGCAAAGGAUGCUGAUGAUCGUCCUGAUGAAGAAUUUGCUGAAGAAUGCUGGAAUUACCAUAAAGCUCGAAAUGACUCCAUAAUAGUAGAUAAGUUCCAGGGGCAAUACAAGUCCACCUUAGUCUGUCCAGAAUGCAACAAAAUCUCUGUUACCUUUGACCCAUUCAUGUAUUUAUCGCUACCAUUACCCUCAACUGUUACUCGAAUGAUGACUGUGACCGUAUUUAGUGGUACUGGGGAUUCUCUUCCCAUGCCUUACACUGUUACAGUACCGAAAAAUGGAGUUUGCAGAGAUCUUUGUAAAGCCCUGAGUGAUGCGUGCUGCUUAAAAGAGUCUGAGACGUUGUUACUUGGAGAGGUAUAUGAUUAUCGGAUAUACCGUUAUUUCAGUCCAUUGGAGCUACUUCAUAUUAUAAAAGAUGGUGAUCAGCUUGUUGCUUAUAAGCUUCCUGCUGGCCAUGAAAAACUUUUGAGGAUUGAGAUCCUACAUCGGAAUGUGGAUAGAUUUACUCCAGAGCCCCAGUUUAAUGCUCGGAAGCUCAUUGGAAGCCCUCUUGUGACUUGUAUUCCCAAUGACUCAACAAGAAAAGCUGAUAUUUAUGCGGCUGUCUCUGCGGUUCUGGCUCCAUUUGUACGAGCAAAAGUGCAUGCUCCAGGUGAGUCUCUGUUGAAUGGCAGCAGGCCAAGUCUGGAUGGUAUUGUACUAAAGGAUAAUGGAGCCUCAUGUGAGAAGGGUCUUUCUACGUCAAAUGUGGAUGAAGCAACGAGUGAUGCUGAGUUUUUGCCGUUUAAGCUUUACUUGAGUGAUGAUAAAGGUCAUAUAAGAAAUCCUGUAGAAGAAGAUUCUGAUCACGUUUUUGGUUUGCCCAUGAGGCUAUUGAUGGGUUGGUCUGAUAAAGAACAUGAAAUAUAUAACCUUAAAUACAUGGAUGAUCUUCCUGAUGUUUUCAAGCCAGGAUUCAUGUCAAAGAAAACACGGCAAGAAGCAGUCAACUUAUUUUCAUGCUUGGAUGCUUUUCUGAAGGACGAACCUCUAGGCCCUGAUGACAUGUGGUACUGUCCUUGCUGCAAGGAGCACAGACAGGCUAGCAAGAAACUCGACUUGUGGAGGUUGCCUGAGAUAUUGGUGGUCCACUUAAAGAGGUUUUCAUACAGCCGUUAUAUGAAAAAUAAGCUUGAUACCUUUGUGAACUUUCCAAUCCAUGAUCUCGAUAUGACCAAGUACGCAAAGCACACAUCAGGAGGCGACCAGCCCCACAUCUAUGAACUCUAUGCGGUGAUAAAUCAUUAUGGUGGUUUGGGAGGUGGUCACUAUUCUGCCUAUGCGAAGUUAAUAGAAGAAGAUAGCUGGUAUCACUUCGAUGAUAGUCAUGUCUCCACUGUCAAUGAAGAGGAAACAAGGACAUCUGCUGCUUAUCUGCUCUUCUAUCGACGUGUUGAUGGCAAUUCCUGUGCAAUGGCCGAUGUUGUUCCAGUCGACACCCAUAUGGUUGAUUCACUUGAGGCAUAGAUUUAAGUCCGAACAUCAGUAUCAUGUGGUUUUGUGGCACUUAUGGGCUCGUGCUAUGAAUAUUGUUUGACUGCAAUUUUGCUGGUUUUGGGGCACUAUUGGUGUAUGGUAGGUCGUUGCACAAUUGAAGGUUAGGGUUUCCAGUAUCUCCAGUCUUGUCGGUUUAAAAGUAGGAUUCAUCUUGACAAGUAAACUCUGAAGUGUAGCUGGCUACAGCCUACAGGUAGUAUGUCGAAGUAACUUCUGAGGAUGCGUUGUUGGCUUGGGUAAUAUAUAUACUGUCACUAUUGGUGUCGAUGAGAGGUUGGUAAACUCUGAAGUGUAGCUGGCUGUCUGUAACUUAAUCUACUGUCACUAUUGAUGAGGUUGGUAAUAUAUAUACUGUCACUAUUGGUGUCGAAGUAA
Molecule: messenger RNA, 3358 nt
Organism: Aegilops tauschii subsp. strangulata
Lineage: Eukaryota; Viridiplantae; Streptophyta; Magnoliopsida; Poales; Poaceae
Product: ubiquitin carboxyl-terminal hydrolase 9
Biological process (GO): protein deubiquitination
Molecular function (GO): cysteine-type deubiquitinase activity
Source: RefSeq, a predicted model, not a curated record